AAAAAAAAACCCAGAGGCCUAGUUCGGGUAGUUCUCCGUUGGUCCGCCGGCAUCCCAAUGCCUCCCUCCGUCCGGUCGUCCCUGGCCGCCGGGUUUCUUCUCCGUCGCCGGCUAUGCGCGUGAGGAGGGAGGAGGAGCCGCAGCGCGUGGAUCCAGGGGCAGCAGCGUCCAUCCCGCGUGAGAAGGGAGAAGGAGCCGUCUUAGAGCAAGCCUCUCAACAUGUCGUGGGCCGCAGUCGAGAAUGAUCCUGGUGUUUUUACAGAAAUGUUGCAGCAGAUGCAACUGAAGGGUCUUCAAGUUGAUGAACUCUACUCACUUGACCUGGAUGCUCUCAAUGAUCUUCAGCCAAUAUAUGGGCUAAUAGUACUAUACAAAUGGCGACCUUCAGAAAAGGAUGAGCGUCCUGUCAUCAAGGAUGCAAUCCAAAACCUUUUCUUUGCCAACCAGAUAAUUAACAAUGCAUGUGCAACCCAAGCUAUCCUUUCGGUUCUCUUGAACUCUCCUGGCAUCACCCUUAGUGAUGAACUUAAAAAGCUGAAGGAAUUUGCAAAGGAUUUGCCACCUGAGCUCAAAGGAUUGGCUAUAGUCAAUUGUGCAAGCAUUCGCAUGCUAAACAACUCGUUUGCAAGGUCAGAGGUUUCUGAGGAGCAGAAACCACCUAGCAAGGAUGAUGAUGUCUACCAUUUCAUAAGCUAUGUUCCAGUGGAUGGCGUCCUGUAUGAGCUUGAUGGGUUAAAGGAAGGACCAAUAAGCCUGGGAAAAUGCCCAGGUGGUGUUGGUGAUACAGGGUGGCUUGAGCUAGCGCAGCCUGUGAUUAAAGAGCACAUUGACCUGUUCUCUCAGAAUGAGAUAAGAUUCAGUGUGAUGGCAAUCUUAAAGAACCGGAAGGAGAUGUACACGGUGGAGCUCAAAGACCUCCAGAGGAAGAGGGAGAGUCUCUUGCAACAGAUGGGCGAUCCUUCUGCGAUUAGGCAUGUGCCAUCUGUUGAGCUGUCACUGGCAGAGGUAGCAGCUCAGAUUGAGUCUGUGACGGAGAAGAUCAUAAUGGAGGAAGAGAAGAUGAAGAAGUGGAAGAUGGAGAACUUGAGGAGAAAGCAUAACUACGCACCGUUCCUGUUCAAUUUCCUCAAGAUUCUUGAGGAGAAGCAGCAGUUGAAGCCCCUGAUAGAGAAGGCAAAGGCGAAGCAGAAGUCUCACGGCCCCAGUCCUAGGUGAAAGCUGCAAUACACCUACUGUCUCUUUUAGUUGGGGAUUCCUUGUAGAGAUUGGCCCUGUGUCCCUUGUUUUCUUGGCCAGUGUUUGAAACUUAUGCUUACCCUUAGUUUUAGGUAGCGCACAAAUGUCUGCUGUUACAUAUUCAGGUGAAUGAACCUUGACAUGGCGAGGUCCCCGUGGACUGUAUGCAGUCAUACUGUAUGAAACCCAUGCAUGGUUCACCCAGUUAUUUUCCUGGCAAACUAAAUGGUGUCGUUUGCUGACACAUGUCAAGCCUUGUUUGUUUCUGAAACGUAGAGGAUGACACAAUCA
Molecule: messenger RNA, 1527 nt
Organism: Sorghum bicolor (sorghum)
Lineage: Eukaryota; Viridiplantae; Streptophyta; Magnoliopsida; Poales; Poaceae
Product: ubiquitin carboxyl-terminal hydrolase 2
Exons: 6
Coding region: 220-1215 (331 amino acids)
Biological process (GO): protein deubiquitination; ubiquitin-dependent protein catabolic process
Cellular component (GO): cytoplasm
Molecular function (GO): cysteine-type deubiquitinase activity
Source: RefSeq, a predicted model, not a curated record